Oncorhynchus tshawytscha (Chinook salmon) is the source of this 2254-nucleotide messenger RNA. Its product is annotated as muscarinic acetylcholine receptor M5-like. Gene Ontology annotation, molecular function: G protein-coupled acetylcholine receptor activity; G protein-coupled serotonin receptor activity. Gene Ontology annotation, cellular component: plasma membrane; dendrite; synapse. The transcript has a single exon. NCBI's taxonomy places the organism in Eukaryota, Metazoa, Chordata, Actinopteri, Salmoniformes, Salmonidae. Gene Ontology annotation, biological process: gastric acid secretion; chemical synaptic transmission; G protein-coupled receptor signaling pathway, coupled to cyclic nucleotide second messenger. The record is from RefSeq and is a predicted model, not a curated record. The coding region runs from base 367 to 1953 and encodes 528 amino acids.
UGUUAUCACUUUAUUUACAUUGAGGUCUUAAACUGUUUAGACAAUAUGUUUUGCAAGGUGAAUGGACCCCAUACUUGGCCAGUGUGAGCAUUGCUGCCCUACUUACUACUAGACUCACAUGGGGAUGAUUGUUGAUUAUUACUGCCAUCUAGUGACUAUUUAUGGCACUACCCUUUAUUUUAUAUACAGUACAUAGAGUUUGACUUUGCAUGAAAAGAUCACUUGUAAACUGCAUUUGUUAUUUUAUUAACUCACUUGAUUUGUUCUUCUUUCUAGGAUAGGCUACUCAAGAUGGCAUACCCAACAGAUUACUCUCUCAUAGCCAUACCACUCAUACCACAAUAAGGACAACGUUAGAGAAACAACAUGGAAGGUGGGGGAAUACAGAACUUAUCCAUAAAUGGCAAUGCAUCAGACAUCCACCCUGUCACACACAGUCUAUGGGAGGUCAUAACCAUAGCAACUGUGUCAGCCAUCGUGAGCCUGAUUACGAUAGUGGGGAACGUCCUGGUGAUGCUGUCGUUUAAGGUAAACAGCCAGCUGAAGACAGUCAACAACUACUACCUGCUGAGUUUGGCUGUAGCUGACCUCAUUAUAGGUGUGUUCUCUAUGAACCUCUACACCUCCUACAUACUGAUGGGAUACUGGGCACUGGGGAGUGUGGCUUGUGACCUCUGGUUGGCUUUGGACUACGUGGCCAGUAAUGCGUCAGUGAUGAACCUGCUGGUAAUCAGUUUUGACCGGUACUUCUCCAUCACCAGACCCCUGACCUACAGAGCCAAGCGCACCCCCAAACGGGCUGGGGUCAUGAUAGGCAUGGCCUGGCUGGUGUCCCUCAUCCUGUGGGCCCCUCCCAUACUGUGCUGGCAGUAUUUUGUGGGGAAAAGGACAGUCCCUGAAAGGCAGUGUCAGAUCCAGUUCUUCUCGGAGCCAGUGAUAACAUUUGGGACAGCCAUUGCUGCAUUUUACAUCCCAGUGUCAAUCAUGACCAUCCUGUACUGUCGGAUCUACAAGGAGACGGAACGUCGCACCAAGGACCUCGCUGAGCUCCAGGGCAUCAACAGUUCCACAGACACUGGUGUCACCAAGCCCCAGAAAACCAUCAUUAGAUCCUGCUUCAACUGCAAGCAGCUCAGCUCUGCCUCCCGGGACAGAACCCAAGCCUCCUGGUCCUCCUCCAACAGGAGCAAUGCAGCCAAAUCAGCAGCAGCCACCAACGACGAGUGGUCCAAGACUGACCAGCUGACCACCUUCAACAGCUAUGCCUCCUCGGAGGACGAGGAGCGGCCCGUGUCCCCGGGGGCCUUUCAGCCCACCUGCCAGGAGUGUAGGCAGAGCACGGGUGCAGCGGGCUGUGAUAAAGAACAACUCAGCAGUUAUGAGGAGAACAGCUUCUUCCACACGCCACCAAAGACCAACUCCCAGAAGAGCAAGAAGUGUGUGUCCUACAAGUUUAAACCAGUUCCCAAAGACACUAGCAGCGGUGCCCAGCAAAGCAAGAAUGGGGACACUAACAUGGCCCCAUCAUCUUUCUCUUCAGCUGACUCUAUGAGUGCCCCACCCUCCACCUCCACCUCCUCCUCCAAGCCAAUAGACACCACUCUGAAGAUCCAGCUGACCAAGAGGAAGAGGAUGGUGCUGAUUAAGGAGAGGAAGGCUGCCCAGACUCUCAGUGCUAUCCUGCUGGCCUUUAUCCUGACGUGGACACCAUACAACAUCAUGGUGCUCAUCUCCACCUUCUGCUCUGACUGCAUCCCUGUGUCUCUCUGGCACCUGGGCUACUGGCUGUGCUAUGUCAACAGUACAGUCAACCCAAUGUGCUACGCUCUCUGUAACAAGACCUUCCAGAAGACCUUCCGCAUGCUGCUGCUCUGUCAGUGGAAGAAGAAGAGAGUGGAAGAGAAACUUUACUGGUACGGGCAAAACCCUGUAGUGAGCAGCAAGCUAACAUGAGCCAUUCACACCUUCCUUUCAGAGGAACGAGUAUCAAGACUAUAUGACUCGAUAGAUGUGGAAAUAUUUCUGUCAGUAUUUGAGUUAUGUCUACAAGUAGGGUGUGUCAAAGGUGCAAAGGUUAGAGACAAUACUCUAGUUUGUCAAUGGUAUUGUUCUUUAAUCAAUACCUUGAUCACUGCUCACUACAAAAAAAUUCAGAAGUGUUUGAUAAUCUUGCCCCAAAUGCUGAUACUGUACACCAAUACAUAAUUGAACAUGUAAAUAUUAAAAAUAACCCAACAUGCACAAAAAAGUUAGA